Molecule: messenger RNA, 9797 nt
Organism: Lates calcarifer (barramundi perch)
Lineage: Eukaryota; Metazoa; Chordata; Actinopteri; Centropomidae
Gene: cables2b
Product: Cdk5 and Abl enzyme substrate 2b
Biological process (GO): regulation of cell cycle
Source: RefSeq, a predicted model, not a curated record
UAAGAACCCUUAGUACAAAAUCUAACAUCUCUCUCCCUCUUUUUCUGAGUGUUUGUGUCUCUCUCUCCCAAUGCUGCAUUGACCCGUUAUCCUGGCGGCAGCAUCAUGACCUACCCAUGGUGCAGCGCUUCUCUGCCCCCUGGCCCUUUCCUCUGCCAGCCUGACUAAACAUCAGAGAGCGAGAGGGAGUCAGUGCACCCAUGGGCCUCACCCGAGUCAUGUUAGUCUCCUCAUCCUCAUUAUGUAAUAGAACAAUACUGUGUGCGUUUAUUUUUCGAUUUAUUUCUCAUCGGCAGAGAAACUUCAUUAUCACCAGCAGUGAUACACGUCACUGUGAAUGUAGCAGAGGUAUCCAAAGACUCAUUUUUAUCUCUUGACCCUGGACAGAGUUCACAGGAGCUGCAAACUAAUUAUAUAAUAAAGAUGUGUUAUACAAAAAGAGAGGGAGGCAGAGAGAGAGAUCAAACUCAAAUCACCUCUGUCACCUGGACAUUAAAACAGAUUUAUGAAACACAUGCAACCAAAAGACUAAAUAUGUUUGGACAAAGCUUUUCCAGGCUUCACAAUCCUGACAAACAAUGAGAAGCCCUUUGUUCUGUUGGUGGGAGACGGCAUGUCCGGGCUCGCUGCAGGCAAAUAUUGUAGCUGCUUCCUCUGCUGCUCUUAAAGGUCAAAAAUGAUACCAGAAAAUCAUCUGAGGUAAUGCUCAGUUGUGUUUUUGACUGCAGUUUUAGUGUUGUGUGUGUGUGUGUGUGUGUGUGUGUGUGUGUGUGUGUGUGUGUGUGUGUGUGAGGGGCAGCAGCAGACACAUUGUAUAAACUCGAUCCUCAUCAUCGGAUUACAGCUCUGUAAUCUCUGCAAUCAUCCAUGUGGCGGCAUUUACCAUCAUAUCAUCAUCCUCCUACUACUGACACACACACACACACACAAUCCCGUCCUGUGUUUUUCAUCCUACAGCUUAACACCAUAAUUUAUUGAUUACAUUUGUAUUGUCUCAUUAUCAGCUUGUCAGGUAUAGCUGCUCAUUAUGACACUCAACAUCAGCGUUUAACAAACUUACACCUUUCAAUGCAUUAAGGCUGGUGCAGCGACAUAUUUCUCUCUUAGAAACUCUAGUGUGGAGGUUUUUGUAACCACACAUUAUUUCUGUCUCUUCUCAGUUGAGCCUCCAGCCAGCCCCUUCACAUAGACAAAAAUCAUUUAUUACAAUGUAUAAUCAGACAUGACAUCAUGCAAAUAAAAAUGAAUUUCCAUUGAGAUCUGGCUGAAUUAUGUGAUGUCAGUUUUGGAUUUCAUCCUGCUGUUGUUCCAGCCGAGCUGAAAGGUCAUUUGUGGUUCAUUUGUUGCUCUGCAGAUGUAGGGGAUCAGGGGGCGAAUGUACGAUAGCAAACUCCCAGCCCACAGGGAUUACAGUGCAGUGUUGUCCUACAGGUUAUAUUUAGCAGGCUAGCAGUCAUACUACACAUUGUGGUCGUCCUGCUGAGCCGGGCCAGGUUCACUCAGCUCAGUGUUGGUGUCACUGCAGGGAUCAGUGCAGAGAAAAUCCACUGAGGUUUCAUAACAAAGUGCCAACAGCCAAUCAAAGCUGCUGUCAGGCAGAGCUGCAGUGAUAGCUCAGUUAAUGCCUCAGCAGCCCUGACAUUCCACAGAUGAGUGGGGGAAGCACACUGGUUGUGGAUAUAUGUGAAUACAUGUUAGAGAUUUCUUCAGUGGUCAGUCAGAUUUGUAUUCAUAAUACAACCAUUUGGUGUCAAAGAAACUGGCUGGCUUACUAGCUGAAAAAGAAUUGUUAAAAACUAUAUAUUAUAUGAUCUGUUUUUAAAGUAUCUAAAACUAAUAAUUAUAUUCAUAAUCUCCGGCAGGAGCCUGCAAACAGAGGUGGGGAGAAAAACUGUUUAUGGGUGUGCAACCAUAUCCUGCCAUCCAAUGUAAUCUUUCAUCACUGGAUACCAUAAUAUUUAUUGUGUUUCAACUCUUUUCAGAUGACGGUUUUUGUAUACAUUAUUAUGGAAGAGGUUUUGAUCAUUGUUUUGUCUCUUUUCUGUUUGGCAGCCCUCCCCAACCAGUUUAUCUUUAUUUAAGCUAAACAAGAGAAGUAAUUUGGCAGUAAUUAGAAGUAAUUUGAAUAAAAAUAAUAUAAAAUUAAUGUCACUAUAAUGACGGAAUUCUUUGUGAUGGUACAUUCUAGUUUAUUUACAUGUUUCUAACGAUAUCUACACUUUACAGCGUGGCCAACUCCUCCCCUGGCCCUAGACGUCAUUACGUAUUCCCGUCUGGGCCAAUGAGAGCGCAGGAGGUCGUAAAGCGGUCUCGCGCCGGGUAAAAGGGAUUUGACAGUUGCAGGUCUCGAGCUGAGCCUACAGUUGACUUCCUCAGUGGGACAGAGACCAUGGCGGCGGCUGCUGCCUGCGGCCAGCACAGCGCUACGUUAACGGUCGCCGUUAGCGGCAAGAAAGCACAUCCUAACAGAGAACACAGUCGGAGGAACCGGGAGAACUCUCGCCGGAGACAAGCGGCUCUUUUGUUUCUCAGUAACAUCUCUCUGGACGGGCGGCCAGUGCAAAGUAACUCAGCUGAGAAUGGAGGAAGCUGUCACAACAAGGAGACCGACUUAGAAGGAGCCGAUUCCGGCUCAGCGGUGGCGGCAGUGGCCGGGUUGUGCCCGGAGCUAGGUAACAAUAGCAGCUACGGGACGUUCCCCAGUUUGUCCGCGUCCGUGAGCUGUGGGAACGUCAGUCCCUCCCCGGUGCCGAGGACAGGUCUCCUCAACGUACCGCCUAUCCUCGUCCUGCCGUCGGACACGGGGUUCAACGAUGUGGGGAGCGCGGAGGUGCUGCUGGGGUGCCGCAGAGGUUCGUUCCCUUCACCGGGGAACAGCAACCUGCUCUCACCGUCCCCGUCCAACACCAGCCUGCUACCGUCGCCGCUGGGACCGCGGAAGUCCUCCACGCUGCUGUCAGUUCAGAGCUGUAACUCGGUGUCCUCAGAGCCGAGACAAAGGACUCGUAAUCUCUCUGGUGGUUCUCCCAGACCUCGACACACCAAGAAGAUUCACUUCAUCAAGAAUAUGAAACAGUACGACACGAGAGGCAGCAGGAUCGUGUUGAUCUGUGCUAAGAGGUCUCUGUGUGCUGCCUUCUCUGUCCUUCCCUACGGAGAGAGCUUCUACCUCAGUGACCCUUCAUUAAACCACCCGAGGAGGAGACACUCAUCUGGGAACAUCUCCACCACCCUGGAGAUGCUGCCGGGGCUGGAAGGCUUCCAGCUGGAGACCUACGGCAGGUCGGUGUCGUACGCCCAGUUCCUGUACCCCACUAACGCUCUGGUGAGGCAGAAGCCGUCGUCAGCCAGUGACCUGACGCUGCAGAUCCCCGUCUCCAGGAGCACACACAGCAUGCCGGGCAGGAGCUACCCACCCAGCAGGCUGAACAGCACUGUGGGACUGGACUUAGGUCUGGACGAUAUGGGCGACUACGACCCUAACCUCCUCAGUGACCACCAGUGGCCUUGUGGGAAACACAAGCGGGUGCUGAUCUUUGCCUCCUACAUGACCACAGUUAUAGAAUACGUCAAACCGUCUGAUCUGAAGAAAGACAUGAACGAGACGUUUAAGGAGAAGUUUCCUCACAUUAAACUCACUCUCAGCAAAAUACGGAGUCUGAAGAGAGAGAUGAGAGUCGUUGGGGAGGACUGUGGCCUGCAGCCUGUCACUAUCGCGAUGGCGUUUGUCUACUUUGAGAAGCUGGUGCUGCAGGGUCGACUCAAUAAACAGAACAGGAAGCUGGUGUCAGCUGCCUGCAUCCUAUUGGCUGCUAAGAUCAGCAGUGACCUCAAGAAACAGGAGGUCAAACACCUCAUUGAUAAGCUGGAGGAGCGUUUCAGGAUCAGCAGGAGGGAGCUGAUCUCGUUUGAGUUCACCAUCCUGGUCGCUCUGGAGAUGGCGCUCUACCUCCCUGAGAGUAAAGUCAUGCCACAUUACAGACGGCUGGUGCAGCAGCAGCAGUUAUAGCAGCGCCAGUUAUAGCAGCGCCUGGCUUCAUGGCACAGCGGCACAGCGAUCCCUCCACCCGGGGACUCUCUCAGCACCUUUUCAGCUCCACACUGUGACGGACGGAGCUUUGUGGCGCCUGGCUCAAAGGCUCAGAGGCACAGAGGAAUCUCCCUCCUCCUCUCUGCUCACAGGGCAGACACCAAAGUUCAGCCACGCCGUCACGGUAGUACGACAGCAGGCCUGGUAAUGCCUGGCUCUACGGCCCAGAGAGCAACAUCACUUUCUUUCCUCUGUCCAACACCAAAGUGACGACACACUGUGAUUGAGGGUUUAGCAGCACAGAAAUCACCAGAGGUCAAAUUCAUCACAAAUCAUGUCUCACCUACAGAAAAUGAUGCUUUUUUAAAAGCUGAUUUUCACAUCAGUCAUUUUUGUUCUUUUGCAGAGAUUUUAGACUCAACACGGCUCCUGUUUGUUUGAUGAAACUUGUAUGAAGAUCAGUUUGGUUAAACUGGAGUUUUUGUAAAGCUGUGUUCAACAGUUUUGAGUUCUCCUUUCUAAAAUCUCUGCAGUUGAGUAACAAAAAAAAAAAAAUCACUCAAAGGUUUCCCUUCAGGUUUUACCACUGCACUUUUACCCUGUUACAACAUUUUUAAAGGACAGUGUCACAUUUUUUCAAAUCUGUGUUAAAACAAAACUAAACAUUGAAACUAAUUUUAGCUCAAAAUUUCCUCUUUUUUCUCUUACUAACACUGGAAACAGGAAGAGAGAAUGUUAGACUAAAAAAGGCUUUAACACUGGGAGAUAUCCACUUGAUUAGUUACUGUAACUCAGACUAACUGAAGCUAAACUUGGUGGACAGAUUUUGUCUCCCAUCACUUUCAUUAAAGGAUCAUUUUGGCAUCUCACAGACAUUAGAAACGAUUACAACAAGCAGAACCUGUUCCAGCGAACAUACUAGCAUCUGACUUUAAGACAGACUUGAAAAACUGCGAACUUGUCCUUUACACGGCUCUAACCACACCUGUGUCAGCCUGUUCAAAACAAACCGACUGAAACAUGUUGUAGUGACAGUUCUGCAGUGAAAAACAGAACUUAACUGACAAGUUAAGGUCAAACUGUGUUUCAGUAAUGGUUUUAAGACUGGCAGAGAAUGGUAAAAUAUGGUGUAUUACAAUAGCGUAUGAGCAGAGGUGCCGUUUUCUAAGAUUUUCAAACUCACAGCCAAUCAAAGUGCUGCCUUAGGCUCUCCACAGGUUCCAUUAUCCUCAUUUUUCAAGUUCUCUCCAGACCUCUGUUUGCUUUAGGUUCUUAUCUUAGGUUGAACCUAAAUUUAAGUGUCCGUUUUAGUCUAAAACUGCUGUGUCAUGUUUGGAGUUCACCGCUGUCAGCCAAAGUCUCUGAGACUGUGAUGAUGAAGAAACUGGCGAGGAAACGUAUUAUUUUGGUUUAAAUGUGCUGACAGUCACUGAAACACGAUCAUGAGUUUUGUGCAUUCGACAAUCGUUUUGCUGCAUCUUAAAUCAACAGUGCUGAGUGUUUUCAGCAGCUGUAGCAAAGAUGUAGAGUUAUUAAUGAGUGGAAACUAAAAUUGGGAAAUGUGUUGGGAGGUUGUGGUGACAGUAGUUCCUCCUGUAUCUUGUGCUCAUCCUUUUUCCACCGGUCAGAUUCAGCUUGAUUUAAUGAAGUAGUCCUGAUGCCACGUCCUUCGUUUUCACUGAGCUGUCCGAACUUCCAGCCAGCCGUCAGCUGGUUUCCUCCCCCCUCACUCGCUUCACGGCUCCGUCUGUCUUCUCUCAUCGUUACUUAAUUUAACAGGAGAAGGUUCACUGGGUUUCUGUGACAUUUCUCAGCAUCAGCCAGUUUUACACUCACAUACUGAGCUGCUGUCUGAAGCUCGGCUGGAGAGGUUGAGGCGUUAAAGUGCCUUGCCUAAGGGCACCUGAAGUGUAGUCGGUCAGGAAGAGGAGAGUUGUUCCUGUUUUACCCACAAAAAUGUUCCCCUUGGAUCCAGGCAUUCAAACCAGCUACUUAAUCCUCACUUCCUUCUCGCUCCCAUGUUGUCGUCCCUCCUCCUGAACGAUCAGCAGACUGCUGCUCGCUCUGGUGGUCACAGAGAAGCAGUGCAUCCUUUGGAGAAUCACUGAUCGAGAGGAAAAGCACUCAGAUCACACUAGCAUGGAUGAAAACGACACUGGUGUUGUCUCUGUGGCAUCCUGGAAAGUUAGUUUCCCUCUCCGUCCUGCCCUGUGUCUCUGAGGUCACAAACACUGUGUCCUGUUUCAAGAGUCCGUGUCUGUUACUGUAAAGUGAAAAACACUGAAGCAGGCAAAACCCGACUCGUUCCAAGAGACUUUGAGAUCUUUUUAACUGAUCUACAGUUCAGCAUUACUCUGACUCCAGCAGUUUAAGCUGCUGACUAUCACUCAGUUAGAGGGAGAUCGUACCUGUUCACCUAAGUUACACAGAGGAACAACAGGUGUUCAGGGCGCAGCUCUCCCCCUGUUACAAGUGGGUGUAGUAUCAAAUGAUCGUGACGUCUCAAACAGGUAGAAGUCAUAACGAUACUCAGUCCUGCAGCAACUGAAGCUCAGCUAACGUCACAUCACAGCAGAGGCAGGCUGGAUUGGUUUUAAUAUCAGUCCAGCGCCCAGUUUCCAAUGUGUUAGACGUCCGAUUCAGAUUCAGUAUAUCAGCAUCUAAUUUGAGCUGAAACAGUAAGUCAAAUUAAACAAUGGAAAAUAUUGAUCUUCUUUGAUAAAGAACUAAAUAUCUGGGUUUUAUGGGCUUUAAAAAUUGUGAUGGGCAUUUUUCAGAUGUUUUGAAGGUCAAAUGAUUGAUCAGUGAAUUGAGAAAAUUAUUGAAAGAUUAAUCAGUAAUGAAAAUAAUCGGUUGCAGCUCUAGUUUAUUUUUUUUGCAUCAGUGAGAGUCAGUGCAGAAACACAAAACAUGGCGGCUGUAAGAGAGAAAAGUUACAAGAAGCUUGUAAUGACUGACUGUUUCUCAGCCGUUGCCAAACUUAAACAAGAGGUAACAGCUUGUUAAGGUGGACUGUAAAGACAUUACUCAUGUUAAACAGAAGAAACUCACUGUGGCUGCAGACGUCCUCAUUCUGUCUGCACUGUGAAGGAACAUCAUAACUACCAAAAAGACCUUUCUGUUCAGGAACUACCUGAGAAAAACUACUUUCACUCAAAUAUUAUUUAUUCUGUUUUCACUGCGUCAUAAAGCGAUGAACAUUUAACCAAGCAGAGGCUGCUAACAGGAUGUUUGUGACUGUUUCUCCUCCACGUUCCAGCACUAAAGUCAAAUAAAAAGGAGAAACAUUUUACCUGCUUUAUCCAGGAACAUAAAAUAAUAUAUGUAUUUUCUUUUAAAACCAUUGGUUACUGGCGGCCAUGUUGGAGGUGACAUGACAGCACAAACAUUCUCAGUAGAGCCUCUGUUGUUUUUGCACUUUGCCUUUUUGCUUCACAAUCCUGAAUCUUUAUCACUAAGUAACAAGGGUAAUAAUAUUUUUCUACAUGUGAAGUAUCUUAUUGUAUAAUUGUAUAUUGAGAACUGACCGAGUCACUGAAAUUUAUUUAUUGCUAGUGAUCCUCCUGAUAAAGGAUCGUGUUGUAAAUUGUCAGAGCUGAAGUUGUAAAAACUUCACACGAGAGAAAUUCAAGAUAAACUUUAAAACACGAUCCUUCAUCUUGAGGUUUCACAUCAAUGUUCUUCCACACAUGUUAUUUUCUCUCGUGUGUUAAACACUCUUGUAUUUUGGAGUCAGGGUUCAUCUGUACCUGAGCGUCAGAGCAGGAGAGCUGAUGAUGUUCGCUUUAGAGAUAUAUAUAUAUUAUUUUCAAAUGCAUUAUAUUAAAAAAAUUCUCUCUGUGACUGGGAAAAGUGAAAAGGAAUUAAGACAGCCAUGUUGCAUCUUUUAACCUGCAAUGCUGAACUGUCAUAUCUCUCCUCUGGCAGGAGAGCGUGUGAGUGUUUGUGACAUUUACCUCGCCGUCGUUCGCUUUCUAUUUUAGACUUCGAGUUUCUUUUUUAUCUGGAGCAUCAGAAACUUUUCUUGGGUGCCUCCUUGGUUUUUCCACUGUAGGCGCCCAUCUUCAGCUCCGGCAAAGCAGUCGCUGCUGCUUGAAAUAUAUUAAAUGCAUCACUAUGGUGCACCAGUGUAGGAAUGUCGCCACAGACUCCAGAUUAAAAACUCCUCUAUACUGUGAUGUAUGAAGAGAUUGACCUGGCUCUGACAGGCUAAAUCAGAACUGUUUGUUCUUGUUUAGCAGCGAGGGUUUGAACGUAACAGACGUUCAUUGAUAUGUAAAAGUCCUGCACUCCAGCUCUAAGAAACAUAGCAGUGACAAAUGUAUUUUUUGUUUAAUGUUUAUUUGACAGGGACAGAUGUGGUAUACAGAGAAACCUGCACAACAAGUGUCCAAAGCAUCACAGCACAACCUGUUUAGCACAAAUCAAGGUGUGUAAUUGGCAGAGGUUUCAUAUCAGAGAUGUUAUGAUGAUAAUUUAACCCUGGAAAAAAAACAUGAUGCAGACUUGAUGUUCACUCUGAUGAAUUACACAACUAAAGCAAGUCUCCAGUUGAUUUUUACACCGUACAGAAAGUAAACCAGCUUCAAAGGAAAGAAAAUACUCGCUCAGAAAACAUGAAAUUCCACAGCACAGAUUGGAAAAUGGUCAGCACAAGUAUGAAUAAUACAUUAUUUGUAGGUAAGGAACUAAAACUUGCAUGUUUUUUUAAAGACGGGGGUUGAGGUUUCAGUUUUGGGUCCAUGCAGAACUUUAGUUUCAAAAAGUUUCCCAAUCAGGCCUCUUUUUUUUUCUCUCCUGCUCUGACAAAGCUGGUAAAGAAGAAUCCUCACGCUCCACAGUUUGCACUGACACACUUCUGAGCAGAGUCGUAUAUUGAAACUGUUAUUUUAGCAAAAUCAUCUAAAGGAAGAAGUGGAUUUUGCCAAUAAACAGCAGGACUUCCUUUGUUCAGGUUGAUCAAAUGUGAAAGAUGCUAAAAGAAGCUUUUCAUCAGACAACAUGAUAAAUAUAAGACUCUGCUUCAGAGUAGAAACAGCACACGUUCUUCCAAAGUCGUCUUCUCUACAUUAGAGAUUUGUGAUAUUGAUUCUAUGCAGCUUUUACUCUGUCAGCAGACCUUCAUCCUCCUCCUCCUCCUCAGUGCGUUUACCUUUAAUGUGCCACAGCGUGUAUUUUUACCCACACUCCUUUAUUUAAACCUCACAUACACAUGUUGUUUUUAGUUUUUGUAUUAAGUAAUUAUUAUUUUAUUCUUCUUUGAGCACUGUAAAAGGCUAUAAAGGGAAAUAUUUACCAAGUGUUUGUCUUCCAUUUAUAAUUAUUGUUUUUACAUUUUAAGUUAAUUUAAUUUUUAUAUUAUUUUUUGUUUUUUAUUUAAUCGACAACAUGGACGAGCAGCAUCGCAGUCAAGGCAUCACAAUGUAAGUCUGUUAAUAUUAUUUAUGUUGUUUUUGUUGCCACUUUUGUUUUAAAACACCUGUAGUGAUCCUUAACAGACGUCAAUGAUGUUAAAUGGGGUUAACUUGUUAAUAUAUUUUGUAGCGUAAAGUUUAUCUUCAUCGAUAUCAGCCUGCUCGCAGUGUCUUAUACCAGCUACAGUGUAAACAGCUGCUGUUUAUAGUGUGGUCAGGUACACUGCAGGUCACGUGGGAGGAGAACUGAAAAUAUUUAUAGUAAUAUUUUGUAAAAGAUAAAGAGCAUUUACUGUUUAAGCUGCCAAUGUUCAAUUCAUGUCAAAUUUAUUUUCAUUAAAAUAUGUAAUUUA